AGCAGGCCGGCUCCUGAGAACUGUCUGCCCACAGAUGGCUUCGUGCCCCUGGGCACCCUCCUGCGGUUGCCCCAGUUCCGCGGCUUCUCGGCUGAAGACGUGCAGCGCGUGGUGGACGCCAAUGGGAAGCAGCGGUUCGCCCUGCAGCUGGGGGAUCCCAGCACCGGCCCUCUCAUCCGGGCCAAUCAGGGCCACUCCCUGCAGGUGCCUGCCUUGGCGCUGGUGGCCCUGGAGACGCCCCAGGCCCUGCCCCAGGUGCUGGUGCAUGGUACAUUCUGGAAGCACUGGCCAUCCAUCCUGCUCGAGGGCCUGUCCCGCCAGGGAAGGACACACAUCCACCUGGCCCCAGGACUGCCAGGGGACCCUGGCGUCGUCAGUGGCAUGCGGCCAAACUGCGAAGUAGCCGUGUUCAUCAACGGACCCCUGGCCCUGGGAGAUGGCAUACCCUUCUUCCGCGCGGCCAACGGGGUGAUCCUGACUCCAGGGAACGCUGACGGCUUCCUGCUUCCCAAGUACUUCAAGGAGGCCCUGCAGCUGCGCCCCACGCGGAUGCUCCUCUCCUUGGCUGGUGACAAAGGGACAGAGUGUCCGAGCAGCCCUCAGCACAGCCCCAGAGGACGAAGGAUGACCCAACAAUAAAAUAUUAAUUUAUAAAAAGGAAAUUUAGAAAGUAA
Molecule: messenger RNA, 674 nt
Organism: Carlito syrichta (Philippine tarsier)
Lineage: Eukaryota; Metazoa; Chordata; Mammalia; Primates; Tarsiidae
Gene: TRPT1
Product: tRNA phosphotransferase 1
Biological process (GO): tRNA splicing, via endonucleolytic cleavage and ligation
Molecular function (GO): tRNA 2'-phosphotransferase activity
Source: RefSeq, a predicted model, not a curated record